GCGGGUGGAGGCUGCGAAAGAGGCCGAGAUGGAGGCCUCUUUGCUCGCCCAAUGGCAGCACGAACACAUCCUGCGCUGUUACGAGUGGUUCUAUGACGGACAAGGCGAAAACAGCAGCGUGUGGAUGGUGUUGGACUUGAUGGACGGCGGGGACUUGCACAGCCUCUUCGAGCAGCGGCGCCGCACCCUGGCUGGACCCUUCGAUGCCAGCUUCGUCCGCAGGGUGAUCUCGGCCAUCGGCAGCGCCUUGAGUUUCGUGCACGACCAAGGCUUUCUUCAUCGCGACGUGAAAUGCGCCAACAUCCUUCUCUCCCGAAGCGCCGAGCGCAUCGUCCUCGCCGACUUCGGCCUAGCAUGCGCCAUCGGCAGCCAAGGGGAGCAGGAGACCAAGGAAGCGCUAGGCACUCCCAGCUACCUGCCGCCGGAAAUUGCCUGUGGCGGAUGCCACAGUCCUGCAGCAGAUGCGUGGUGUUUGGGUGUGGUCUCCUUCAAAGUGGCUGCUCUGCGCCGCCCCUUCGAGGCUCGAGACGACACCACGCUGCGGAUGAAGAUUGUAAGGGACGAGCCGAACAAGCUGCCGCAAGACACGCCUGCAGACGUUGCCGAAGCCGUGAAGGGCCUUUUGCACAAGAUUCCCGAGAAGCGGAUGCUCCCAGCUGAAGCUUACGCGAUGACGCAUGAGUCCCUCAUCGCCAGGCCGGGAUCCGGAUCUUUGGGGUGUUGGGGCUGUUACAGGGCUACUAGAAGGGUAUUCUGGACGGCUGCUGGCCGAGUAUAG
Messenger RNA from Symbiodinium necroappetens, 778 nucleotides. NCBI's taxonomy places the organism in Eukaryota, Dinophyceae, Suessiales, Symbiodiniaceae. The record is from the annotation of a GenBank genome assembly.